AGAAAGAAGAAAACCAGCUCCCACACAGAGCCUCCCGGCUGCGCAGACCUUUCCCAGCACAGCGGAUUGCCAGCUCCGAGACCCGGGACUCCUCCUGUCCUGGGCCGAAUGCUCUUUUAGCGCGGUAGAGUGCACUUUCUCCAACUGGAAAAGCGGGGACCCAGCGAGAACCCGAGCGAACGAUGGGAGGGAGCUGCGCGCAGAGGCGCCGGGCCGGCCCGCGGCAGGUGCUAUUUCCUUUGCUGCUGCCUUUGUUCUACCCCACCCUGAGUGAGCCGAUCCGCUACUCGAUUCCGGAGGAGCUGGCCAAGGGCUCGGUGGUGGGGAACCUCGCUAAGGAUCUAGGGCUCAGUGUCCUGGAUGUGUCGGCUCGCAAGCUGCGAGUGAGCGCGGAGAAGCUGCACUUCAGCGUAGACGCGGAGAGCGGGGACUUACUUGUGAAGAACCGAAUAGACCGUGAGCAAAUAUGCAAAGAGAGAAGAAGAUGUGAGUUGCAAUUGGAAGCUGUGGUGGAAAAUCCUUUAAAUAUUUUUCAUGUCAUUGUGGUGAUUGAGGAUGUUAAUGACCACGCCCCUCAAUUUGAUAAAAAGGAAAUACAUUUAGAAAUUUUCGAAUCUGCAUCCGCUGGUACACGACUAUCGCUUGACCCUGCCACGGAUCCUGAUAUAAACAUAAACUCAAUUAAAGAUUAUAAGAUAAACUCUAAUCCUUAUUUUUCAUUAAUGGUUAGAGUUAAUUCCGAUGGUGGCAAAUACCCAGAGUUAUCUCUGGAGAAACUCCUAGACCGGGAAGAACAGAGAUCUCAUAGCUUGAUAUUGACUGCCUUGGACGGAGGGGACCCACCAAGAAGUGCCACCGCUCACAUAGAAAUUUCUGUCAAGGAUACCAAUGAUAACCCCCCGGUUUUCAGCAGAGACGAAUAUAGAAUUAGUCUUAGUGAAAAUCUGCCCCCUGGGUCCCCUGUGUUGCAAGUGACAGCCACUGACCAGGAUGAGGGGGUCAAUGCUGAGAUAAACUACUACUUCCGAAGCACUGCCCAGAGCACAAAACAUAUGUUCUCAUUGGAUGAGAAAACAGGUAUGAUUAAGAAUAACCAGUCAUUUGAUUUUGAAGAUGUAGAAAGGUACACCAUGGAAGUGGAAGCGAAGGACGGAGGUGGUCUCUCUACCCAGUGUAAAGUAAUCAUAGAAAUCCUUGAUGAAAACGACAACAGCCCAGAAAUAAUCAUCACUUCUCUCUCUGAUCAGAUUUUGGAGAAUUCACCUCCAGGAAUGGUUGUUGCCCUCUUCAAAACACGGGAUCUGGAUUUCGGAGGAAAUGGAGAAGUCAGGUGUAAUAUAGAAACAGACAUUCCAUUCAAGAUUUAUUCUUCUUCCAAUAACUACUACAAACUGGUGACAGAUGGAGCCCUGGACCGAGAGCAGACACCAGAAUACAAUGUCACCAUCGUAGCCACUGACAGGGGCAAGCCGCCUCUUUCUUCCAGUAGAAGCAUCACCUUGUAUGUCGCUGACAUCAACGACAACGCCCCAGUUUUCGACCAGACGUCCUACGUGGUCCACGUGGCCGAGAACAACCCGCCAGGAGCCUCCAUUGCGCAAGUGAGCGCCUCUGACCCGGAUUUGGGGCUCAAUGGCCACAUCUCCUACUCUAUAGUGGCGAGUGACCUAGAGCCCCUGGCGGUGUCGUCAUACGUGUCAGUGAGCGCGCAGAGCGGGGUGGUGUUCGCGCAGCGCGCCUUUGAUCACGAGCAGCUGCGCGCCUUCGCGCUCACGCUGCAGGCCCGCGACCACGGCUCGCCCACGCUCAGCGCCAACGUGAGCCUGCGCGUGUUGGUGGGAGACCGCAAUGACAACGCACCGCGGGUGCUGUACCCAGCUCUGGGUCCUGACGGCUCCGCGUUCUUCGAUAUGGUACCUCGCUCUGCAGAGCCCGGCUACCUAGUGACUAAGGUGGUAGCGGUGGACGCCGACUCGGGACACAACGCCUGGCUGUCCUACCACGUGCUGCAGGCCAGUGAGCCCGGACUCUUCAGCCUGGGGCUGCGCACUGGGGAGGUGCGCACGGCUCGAGCCUUAGGCGACAGGGACGCAGCCCGCCAGCGCCUGCUGGUCGCUGUGCGUGACGGUGGACAGCCGCCACUCUCUGCCACCGCCACGCUUCAUCUGGUCUUCGCAGACAACUUGCAAGAGAUACUGCCAGACCUCAGCGACCGCCCUGUACUCUCUGACCCCCAGGCUGAACUGCAGUUUUACCUGGUGGUGGCCUUGGCCUUAAUCUCAGUGCUCUUCCUCCUCGCCGUGAUUCUGGCCAUUGCCUUGCGCCUGCGACGCUCUCUCAGCCCUGCUACUUGGGACUGCUUCCAUCCUGGUCUCUGUGUCAAGUCUGGACCUGUAGUUCCCCCCAACUACAGUGAGGGGACUUUGCCUUAUUCUUAUAAUCUGUGCAUUGCACAUACGGGUACAAAAGAGUUUAAUUUCCUAAAAUGCAGUGUGCCCCUACAUUCCAAUGAAGACAUGGUUUGCAGUGUUUCUCCUGGAGCCUUAAUUCCACCUCAUGGUGGGGAGGAUUUGACUUCACAUCCUGAGACUCUGACUUCGCAAGCCCCGCCCAACACGGACUGGCGUUUCUCUCAGGCCCAGAGACCCGGCACCAGCGGCUCCCAAAAUGGCGAUGACACCGGCACCUGGCCCAACAACCAGUUUGACACAGAGAUGCUGCAAGCCAUGAUCUUGGCGUCCGCCAGUGAAGCUGCUGAUGGGAGCUCCACCCUGGGAGGGGGUGCCGGCACCAUGGGAUUGAGCGCCCGCUACGGACCCCAGUUCACCCUGCAGCACGUGCCCGACUACCGCCAGAAUGUCUACAUCCCAGGCAGCAAUGCCACACUGACCAACGCAGCUGGCAAGCGGGAUGGCAAGGCCCCAGCAGGUGGCAAUGGCAACAAGAAGAAGUCGGGCAAGAAGGAGAAGAAGUAACAUGGAGGCCAGGCCAAGAGCCACAGGGCGGCCUCUCCCCAACCAGCCCAGCUUCUCCUUACCUGCACCCAGGCCUCAGAGUUUCAGGGCUAACCCCCAGAAUACUGGUAGGGGCCAAGGCCAUGCUCCCCUUGGGAAACAGAAACAAGUGCCCAGUCAGCACCUACCCCUUCCCCCCCAGGGGGUUGAAUAUGCAAAAGCAGUUCCGCUGGGAACCCCCAUCCAAUCAACUGCUGUACCCAUGGGGGUAGUGGGGUUACUGUAGACACCAAGAACCAUUUGCCACACCCCGUUUAGUUACAGCUGAACUCCUCCAUCUUCCAAAUCAAUCAGGCCCAUCCAUCCCAUGCCUCCCUCCUCCCCACCCCACUCCAACAGUUCCUCUUUCCCGAGUAAGGUGGUUGGGGUGUUGAAGUACCAAGUAACCUACAAGCCUCCUAGUUCUGAAAAGUUGGAAGGGCAUCAUGACCUCUUGGCCUCUCCUUUGAUUCUCAAUCUUCCCCCAAAGCAUGGUUUGGUGCCAGCCCCUUCACCUCCUUCCAGAGCCCAAGAUCAAUGCUCAAGUUUUGGAGGACAUGAUCACCAUCCCCAUGGUACUGAUGCUUGCUGGAUUUAGGGAGGGCAUUUUGCUACCAAGCCUCUUCCCAACGCCCUGGGGACCAGUCUUCUGUUUUGUUUUUCAUUGUUUGACGUUUCCACUGCAUGCCUUGACUUCCCCCACCUCCUCCUCAAACAAGAGACUCCACUGCAUGUUCCAAGACAGUAUGGGGUGGUAAGAUAAGGAAGGGAAGUGUGUGGAUGUGGAUGGUGGGGGCAUGGACAAAGCUUGACACAUCAAGUUAUCAAGGCCUUGGAGGAGGCUCUGUAUGUCCUCAGGGGACUGACAACAUCCUCCAGAUUCCAGCCAUAAACCAAUAACUAGGCUGGACCCUUCCCACUACAUAAUAGGGCUCAGCCCAGGCAGCCAGCUUUGGGCUGAGCUAACAGGACCAAUGGAUUAAACUGGCAUUUCAGUCCAAGGAAGCUCGAAGCAGGUUUAGGACCAGGUCCCCUUGAGAGGUCAGAGGGGCCUCUGUGGGUGCUGGGUACUCCAGAGGUGCCACUGGUGGAAGGGUCAGCGGAGCCCCAGCAGGAAGGGUGGGCCAGCCAGGCCAUUCUUAGUCCCUGGGUUGGGGAGGCAGGGAGCUAGGGCAGGGACCAAAUGAACAGAAAGUCUCAGCCCAGGAUGGGGCUUCUUCAACAGGGCCCCUGCCCUCCUGAAGCCUCAGUCCUUCACCUUGCCAGGUGCCGUUUCUCUUCCGUGAAGGCCACUGCCCAGGUCCCCAGUGCGCCCCCUAGUGGCCAUAGCCUGGUUAAAGUUCCCCAGUGCCUCCUUGUGCAUAGACCUUCUUCUCCCACCCCCUUCUGCCCCUGGGUCCCCGGCCAUCCAGCGGGGCUGCCAGAGAACCCCAGACCUGCCCUUACAGUAGUGUAGCGCCCCCUCCCUCUUUCGGCUGGUGUAGAAUAGCCAGUAGUGUAGUGCGGUGUGCUUUUACGUGAUGGCGGGUGGGCAGCGGGCGGCGGGCUCCGCGCAGCCGUCUGUCCUUGAUCUGCCCGCGGCGGCCCGUGUUGUGUUUUGUGCUGUGUCCACGCGCUAAGGCGACCCCCUCCCCCGUACUGACUUCUCCUAUAAGCGCUUCUCUUCGCAUAGUCACGUAGCUCCCACCCCACCCUCUUCCUGUGUCUCACGCAAGUUUUAUACUCUAAUAUUUAUAUGGCUUUUUUUCUUCGACAAAAAAAUAAUAAAACGUUUCUUCUGAAAA
This is a messenger RNA of Homo sapiens (human), 4777 nucleotides long. RefSeq names its product protocadherin gamma subfamily B, 6 (gene PCDHGB6). The coding region runs from base 183 to 2975 and encodes 930 amino acids. Gene Ontology annotation, molecular function: calcium ion binding. Gene Ontology annotation, cellular component: plasma membrane; membrane. Gene Ontology annotation, biological process: homophilic cell-cell adhesion; cell adhesion. The record is from RefSeq and is marked reviewed. NCBI's taxonomy places the organism in Eukaryota, Metazoa, Chordata, Mammalia, Primates, Hominidae. The transcript is spliced from 4 exons.